Molecule: messenger RNA, 486 nt
Organism: Microthlaspi erraticum
Lineage: Eukaryota; Viridiplantae; Streptophyta; Magnoliopsida; Brassicales; Brassicaceae
Source: the annotation of a GenBank genome assembly
AUGAACUAUUACACAACGGACGAGGGACUUGUGAACGCAGUCGUAAAACUUCCAUUGCUUGAAGAGCUGGAGAUUGCAUACUUAUACUCAGAUUUGAAUUUGGAAGCUAUAGGCCAUUCUUGCCCAAAGCUAAGGACAUUGAAGCUAAAGUGCUCAGGUCUGAGACAGCCUCGGUGUAAAUCUUAUGAUGAUGAUGCUCUAGCGAUCGCAGAAAGCAUGCCUGAGCUACGACAACUCCAGCUUCUUGCGAACAGACUUACAAACACUGGCUUAAACGCCAUUCUUGACAACUGUCCUCACCUGGAACACCUUGAUUUACGCCAGUGUUUGAACAUAAAACUUUCCGAGGGUGAUUUGGAAAAGCGAUGUUUGGAGAGGAUCAAAGAUUUCAGACCUCCCAAUGACUCGACCGCUGAUUGUCCAUUUCAUGUCGCUUUUGACGAUACUAAUGAUGAAGGUUUUCGAUUUAUAUAUAGAUACAAUUAA